UACAUAAUUAAAAAUAUAUAUGCAAGUAAAUAUCCAGUGUUCUAGUAAUACCAGUAAUUUGAGAUUGAAAAGUUUGCAUCUUUAAUAUUUCAGCUACAACUAUAGGCAGUGUAACAGCUGUACAUAUAGUAUUACACCAUGCAGUUUGGUAUGGCCAAUGAUCCCCUAUCAUCCUUUACUUUGCAACCGCAGGGAAAAUACCAGUUCAUAGCUGAAUUAAAGGACAAAGAGAUCAACAGUCUGAAAGAAGAGCUUAAAUCGCUGCAGUUGUCCAAGUGUAGUUUGCAGAAGACAUUAAGUGAAUUGGAGCAGAAGUUACAUCUCCAGGUGCAAACCAAAGACAGUCAUCUGAACCAGUUGAGUGAGGUGGAGAGACGGUUUGGGUCAGUGUCUCGACACUUUGCUGCUGUGAGACAGGCUCAUGAGAAGCUGGAGCAAAAAGUUGGAGAAGCAGUGAGGCUCAAUAAGAAUCUGUCAUCUUUAAAUAAGAAACAAGAAUUCACAAUUACUUCUUUAAAACAGAUUUUUGUGAAAGGAUAG
Scleropages formosus (Asian bonytongue) is the source of this 540-nucleotide messenger RNA. It is a transcript of the gene ccdc73, whose product is annotated as coiled-coil domain containing 73. The transcript has 5 exons. The record is from RefSeq and is a predicted model, not a curated record. Lineage: Eukaryota; Metazoa; Chordata; Actinopteri; Osteoglossiformes; Osteoglossidae. The coding region runs from base 139 to 540 and encodes 133 amino acids.